Molecule: messenger RNA, 4140 nt
Organism: Oncorhynchus kisutch (coho salmon)
Lineage: Eukaryota; Metazoa; Chordata; Actinopteri; Salmoniformes; Salmonidae
Product: oocyte zinc finger protein XlCOF22
Exons: 7
Coding region: 595-2166 (523 amino acids)
Biological process (GO): regulation of transcription by RNA polymerase II
Cellular component (GO): nucleus
Molecular function (GO): DNA-binding transcription activator activity, RNA polymerase II-specific; RNA polymerase II cis-regulatory region sequence-specific DNA binding
Source: RefSeq, a predicted model, not a curated record
AUGAGUCGGCAGCAGAGCCUCGUAUGGACCGGAAGUUAGGCCGGAAGGAGGAAAACACUAAUAUAGCUAGCUGGUAGCUAACCAUGCAUAUAUUAUUUAGUGUACAGGUAAAUAUUGUCAAUAAUUCCUCAGGUUUCUAUCAAACUGUAACGAUAGUAACAAGCUAGUGUCCCGUAGAGCCUUCUGCUGUUUUGCCGUAAUGCGGAUUGACAGAAGAAUCUAACCCGGAAGCUGGCCUGGAAGAAAGAAGAUGCUUAUGUUGAUAGCUAGCUAGCUUAGUUUAGUAGUGUCUGAAAUGUGUCUGAUAUCAUUUGAUGUCGUUUAAAUUAGACUUGGAUUUUGCCCAACUCGGACUAUAUACGUGGAGCUAGCGAUAUUUUCAACGACCAUUUCAUAUAGUUUUGCUAUCUGGUCUAGGAAAGUAAAUUAUCUAGCUACCGUUGGCCUAGCUAGUUAGCUAUCUGAGUUGUAUGGAAAGUAAUCCGCUAGAUAAUGUGACCUCGUGGUGAACUGUCGGGGAUUUGAGAAGAAUCUGCUUUAGUUUAAUUCAGUGACCCAACUCUUUCAUAGGAAACUAUUUCUGAAGAAUUCACGAUGAAUGAGGAUUCUGCUGACCCAUCCAACCCCCCUCUCUCCUGCUCCACUGAACCCAGCCCUCCGGAGUCACUGGUUCCUGACUCUAACCAUAGAGACAUCGACACCUGCAGUGAAAUACCCAGAUUUAACAUUGUAGUCAAAGAGGAGGAAGACUGGGACGUGGAUGAUACUGAAGAGAGACCUGACCACUGCUCUGAGAGUGAAGGGAGUCCCUCUACAACAGGACUACCUGAACAACACCAGGGGAAUCACACAGCUAAGAAAAUUCACUUUUGUUCAGUGUGUGGAAAAAACUGUCAGAAGUUAUCAAAACUACAAAUACACAUGAGAACUCACACAGGAGAAAAACCUUACUCCUGCUCUGUCUGCGGGAAACAAUUCAGUGAGAAAGGAAACCUGAAAAAACACCAGACCUUGCACACAGGAGAGAAGCUGUACAGUUGCUCCGUGUGCGGUGAGAGUUUCUCUUCAUCGUCAAUUCUUACCAAUCACCAGAGAACACACACAGGAGAGAGUCAAGUGUCUGUAGAAGAGUGUGGUUUUACACCACCACUGGAUAUCAUAGUGAAAGAGGAGGACGAGGAUCCUGCUUUUGCAGAGAGACAUGACCACUGCUCUGACAGCGAAGGGAGUCCCUCUACAUCAGGACUACCUGAACAACACCAGGGGAAUCACACAGCUAAGAAGAUUCACUUUUGUUCAGUGUGUGGAAAAAACUGUCACAAGUUAUCAAAACUACAAAUACACAUGAGAACUCACACGGGAGAAAAACCUUACUCCUGCUCUGUCUGCGGGAAGCAAUUCAGUGACAAAGGAAACCUGAAAAAACACCAGACAGUGCACACAGGAGAGAAGCUGUACAGUUGCGCCGUGUGCGGGGAGAGUUUCUCUUCAUCGUCAAUUCUUACCAAUCACCAGAGAACACACACAGGAGAGAGUCAUGGUUUUACACCAGCACUGGUUAUCAUAGUGAAAGAGGAGGAAGAGGAUCCUGCUUUUGCAGAGAGACCUGACCACUGCUCUGAGACUGAAGGAAGUCCCUCUACAUCAGGAUUACCUGAACAACACCAGGGGAAUCACACAGUUAAGAAGAUUCACUGCUGUACAGUGUGUGGAAAAAACUGUCAGAAGUUAUCAAAACUACAAAUACACAUGAGAACUCACACGGGAGAAAAACCUUACUCCUGCUCUGUCUGCGGGAAGCAAUUCAGUGACAAAGGAAACCUGAAAAAACACCAGACGGUGCACACAGGAGAGAAGCUGUACAGUUGCUCCGUGUGCGGGGAGAGUUUCUCUUCAUCGUCAAAUCUUACCAAACACCAGAGAACACACACAGGAGAGAGUCAAGUGUCUGUAGAAGAGUGUGGUUUUACACCACCACUGGAUAUCAAAGUGAAAGAGGAGGACGAGGAUCCUGCUUUUGCAGAGAGACAUAACCACUGCACUGACAGGGAAGUGAGUCACUCUACAUCAGGAGAACCUAAAAAAAACAGGAGAAUCACACAGCAAAGAGCUCUCACUGCUGUUCAGUGUGCGGAAGAGAUUGCCAAAAGCUAUCAUCACUGCUAAUACAUAUGAGAAUACACACAGGAGAAAAGCCAUACCCUUGCUCUGUGUGUGGAAAGCAGUUCCGUGUAAAAAGACAUCUUCAAGACCACCAGAAAGUGCACACUGGAGAGAAACCUUACGUCUGCUCCAAAUGUGACAAGAGGUUUGGUUUCGCCUCAGCCUUGAAAAGGCACCAGUGGUUACACGCGGAAGAGAAACCUUACUCCUGCUCUGUGUGUGGGAAGGGUUUUGGCCGUCCAGAUCAGUUAAAGGACCACUCUCUGCAACACGCAGGGAAACCCCACCACUGUUCUGUGUGUGGGAAGGGUUUCAGCCGUCCAGAUCAGCUAAAGGACCACUCUCUGCAACACGCAGGGAAACCUCACUACUGUUCUGUGUGUGGGAAGUGUUUCAGUGAGAAGGGGUAUCUUGAAGACCACCAGUCAGUGCACACUGGAGAGAAACGACACCCUUGCCCUGUCUGCAAUAAGAGUUUUGUAAGAUUAGCAGGCCUUAAAGUCCACCACAGAUAUCAUACAGGAGAGAAACCUUACAGCUGCACUAAAUGCGGCCAGAGCUUCAUUAGUUCUCAAAAACUUCAGAGACACCAGAAAACUCAUGUUGGUUUACCACCUGUUGAGUUUCAAAACCCUGUUACAAUUGAAGGAGAGCGGGAGGGAGAAGAUGAGGAAGUUGGUGGUCUGAUUAAUUCAGAUGGAGAAGAGGUUGGUUGGGAUCUUCAUCGUCUCGACGAGAGUUCGGAGGGGAGAACCUCUACAUCAGGAGAACCUAAAGAAACCUAGGGGAAUCUCAAAGCUCAGAGAUACAGUUGCUCUGUGUGUGGGACAGACUGGCAACGGUUAUUUGAUCUGAAAAAGACAAAAUGAGACGUGCACACAGGAGAGAUAAUCGUACAGCUGUCCUGUAUGUGGGAAAAGUUUUAGACGAGCAGACCUCAUGAAACAACACCUCUGGACACACAAAUGAGACACAUGGGGAGAAACCUUACCCAUGUUCUGUCUUUUAAGCAAGAUCAUCAGACCUUUAAAAUGCACAAUAGAGUUCAUACAGGAGAGAAACCUUACAGCUGUGCUGAAUGUGGCCAGAGCUUUUUGCCAUAGUUUGUACAUCUGCAUUGUUAUAUUGCUUAUAUAGGUCUAUCUCAUUAGUAGCUUAUUAAUCAUUUUAGGUAAUGUAAGAAUGAUGCAUUUAAUUGUUUUUCUUUACUUUUUUGUGUUUGAAUUAUCUCUUGUGAUUUUCUCCAUGAUGGUGGUGAGAUAGACACCAAACAACACAUUAUAUUAUAGUAUCCCUUCCUCGUAACCAUGUUUGCCAGUGACAGUCUCUUCCCAUUCAAAUAUUUUUGUUCAUCAAAAAGUUCAGUUUAAUAGACCCUUGUAAUUCCAGCUCAUAUUGCGAGGGUUGUUUUCCCAAUGCUUUUUCAGUACGUCUGUCUGUCUAUAAAAGUGAAUCCUCGUGAUUGUAUCGUCCUGUUCUGUUUUCGUAACCUAUAGUGAAGAUGAUUCAGUCUGUUCUCUUUUCAUAACCCAGAGUGAAGAUGAUUCAUUCUGUUCUCUUUUCAUAACCCAGAGUGAAGAUGAUUCAUUCUGUUCUGUUUUCUUAACCCAGAGUGAAGAUGAUUCAUUCUGUUCUGUUUUCUUAACCCAGAGUGAAGAUGAUUCAUUCUGUUCUCUUUUCAUUACCCAGAGUGAAGAUGAUUCAUUCUGUUCUGUUUUUGUAACCCAUAGUGCAGAUGAUUCAUUUUGUUCUCUUUUCGUAACCCAGAGUGCAGAUGAUUCAUUCUGUUCUCUUUUCAUAACCAGAGUGAAGAUGAUUCAUUCUGUUCUGUUUUCGUAACCCAUAGUGCAGAUGAUUCAUUCUGUUCUCUUUUCAUAACCAGAGUGAAGAUGAUUCAUUCUGUUCUGUUUUCAUAACCCAGAGUGAAGAUGAUUCAUUCCUUUUUAGCCUAAUAAAAUACUUCAAAUAGUAGGCUAA